Messenger RNA from Ctenopharyngodon idella (grass carp), 3975 nucleotides. It is a transcript of the gene mbd1b, whose product is annotated as methyl-CpG binding domain protein 1b. The record is from RefSeq and is a predicted model, not a curated record. Gene Ontology annotation, molecular function: zinc ion binding; DNA binding. The coding region runs from base 274 to 3153 and encodes 959 amino acids. Lineage: Eukaryota; Metazoa; Chordata; Actinopteri; Cypriniformes; Xenocyprididae. The transcript has 17 exons.
CGAACCAUUAAAAACAGCAAAUAAUCUCGUUAAACCUUAGUAUCUAGUGUUACUUACUAUCAUUUCACGCUUGCUAACACUUUAGCCACCACGCUAAAUAUUGGCGCUAAUACGUGUUAGGCUGUGUCUCAAAACCUACUGUGCUGACUACCUAGAGAAUAUUUUGCGCAUCAAAACUCGUGCUUUUAUAAAUAAAACGAUUGGUCCCUAUAGGCAAAGCAACAAUAGGAAGCCAACUGACCGAUGGAUACAAUUGCAGGUGUCUUGAGCUGAAUGCAAAACACAUUGCAAAGAGGGUAUUCAGAUAAUUCGACUUUCAGAUGGACAAAAACUCAAAUAAGAAGAACAGGCUUUAAUAACAUGGAGACAGAGGAAGUAGCAGCUGAGGUACCUGCAGAACCAACAACUGAAGUAAAAGAUGCAAAUGCAGAGGAAAACAAAGAACCUGUACCUGCAGAGCCAGCAUCCGAAGUAAAAGAUGCAAAUACAGAGGAAAACAAAGAACCUGUGCCUGCAGAACUAAUAUUGGAAGUAAAAGAUGAUAAUACAGAGGAAAACAAAGAACCUGAACCUGCCGAACCAACAUCCGAAGUAAAAGAUGCAACUACAGAGGAUAACAAAGAACCUACGACAAGCACAGACAUUCAGGACCAUGUGACGGACAAAAACAAAGAGGAAGCUGUAACCGAAAUGAAAGGCGAGUCUUCAAAAGAUGUCGACAAACCUCCUUGUGACUGGCUGGAGCCACUUGAAGAAGACUGUGAAGACGCUGAUUCCCAGAGCGUCGAUGGAGAAGUAGAGAGCCUUGCUGGUAGUGAGUGGAGUGGGAGUGUGGUUAGUGUUUUGAAAAGCACUGGAGAGAGAGGUGGCAGAGGUGGAGGGAGACCUAGACGAAGAACACAGUUAGAGGCAGAUGAAGGCUGGGAAGAUUGUCCGUCGUUGGGGGAAGGAUGGAAACGCAAGCAGGUUUUUCGUCGGUCAGGCAACAGUGAAGGACGCAGUGAUACAUACUAUAUAAGUCCAAGAGGUCACAAAGUAAGAAGUAGGGUUGAGCUUCUGAAACAUAUAAAUGACUCUGUGGACCUCACAAAUUUUGAUUUUAAAACAGGCCAAUUUCUUGGUGACGGGCCUCGAAGAAGAAAGAGAAGGAGAAUGGAUUCUCCUAUGGCACACUAUGGCAGCUCUUCUGCACCCAGUUUUCCAAAUGAAUUAACGGAUGCAGGUGGCACGGGCCGCAGUCCAGGAUCGUCUGUAAGUCUCAGCUGUGCUACUGUUCCAAAGUUGAGCUCAUAUUCCAUCCAAAAGGGUGCGAAUACCGUGACCCCACAGAAAUGCAGUACCUUUACUAGUCCUGGGACAAAUACCACUUUACCGAAAGCUGCCACUCAGCCUCCUGUUGAUCUGACUGGAGGGGCUGCAAAUCCAACUGCUCGUCCCUUUGUUGGUUCAGCGUCUGCAGAUAGGCCCGUCAAUGGUACCGGUGGAGCUGCACAAAACUUGUUUGGCAUCUGCGAGAGAUGUAAUAAAACCUUUAAUUAUGAAGAGGGACAAACUAUGUGCCAGAACUGCAGGCUAGAGGUUAACGCAUCAAUAGUGAGACGCAGAAAACCCUACAAAAAGUGGGCUCCAUGUGGCCGAUGCCGGGCGUGCCAAACUGCAGUGGACUGCGGAAAAUGUGUUAGUUGCAGAAAUGGUCGACUACGCCAACGACUUAAUAUCCACUCCCGGAAAGUUGUUAAAUGUCGCAAACGGAAGUGUUUGCACCCCAUCCGUAAGGACAGGGGUGGAAAGACGUCAGAUGUGCAGUUUUUAAACACUGCUGGAUCACUGAGCACAGCUUCAUAUAUUUCAAAACCCUCAGUCUCAGAGGAAUUUGAGGACUCUCAGAGCUCCUAUCUGCAGUACAGUGAUUCAGAGGAUCUGUCUAUGUUCUUUGGGGGUAAUGAUGGUGACAAUGGCCUGGAUGAGAUGGGUGUACCUAAGGUGCGUCGCCGUUCCUGCGGGAAGUGUAAAGGCUGCGUUCGCCGCACAGACUGUGGAAGCUGUGAUUUUUGCAUGGACAAACCCAAGUUUGGAGGCAGAAAUAAAAAAAGACAGAAAUGCCGUCUACGACAGUGCCAAAGAGAGGCUAUGAAGCAUUUGCUGCCCAUGGAUGAGGCAGAGAUGCUUUUUUCUCAGGGCUGGGUUACCCACGGCAGGCCACGUUACACGUAUGGACGCGGUAGACCCAGGUCCAAAAAGUUGUGGGAUUUCGAGGUUUCAGAUAAUGAGGCUGAACCGUAUGUGCCAAAGGGUUCCUCGGGUGCUGGCCGGGUGAUAAAUCCAGACAGGCUCCUCCAGCCAAAUUACAAUGGAAAGGCUUACAGUUAUACUGAAGUUCCAAACAGUCAUAUGAUGAACAGCAUCCCACUCUACAAUCCACAAAAACUUGAGAUGAGAAGCCCCCAGAUGCACAUAGGACGGGCGGAGAUGAUCAAAGAAAAUGGGCUUCAAGGCAGUGGCUUCAGUAGCAGAGCCCUUCUUUCUGUGAGACCAGAGGUCUUUUCUGCAGCUAGAUGCGAUGCUACAGCAAUUCCAUCAAGCUAUGCUGCGGAGAGUUUGAGGGAAGGUAAUCGAUCACAAGGUUCAGCAGGUCAGGAACCAUUUCAAGAAGAGCAACAGGAGGGCGAGUCUUGUCCAUCGAUCACUCAGAUAUUCAGCAUGGCAGACAGCGACCCCACCAUCCAAGGCAUCGACAUCAACCAUGAACUGAUGCCGCUCCUGAGAUCUCUUCGUAGCAUGGUGCUUCCCGUCCUCUGGUUCUGUGUUGUGGUGGAUGGGCCUCGGUUACAGCUGAUGCAGUGCUCCAAGAGCUCCACUAUGGCAGACACCAUAGUUCAUAUUGAGCCCAGCUUCCACUACCACAUCAGCGUCCAGGGACAACCCCUGCUGCCCACCCACAAACUCUACGACAGCCACCCGUCUCGUCUCACCACAACAGAAGAGGUUGUUGCGCUCCUCGAGGACCUGGAAAGGUACUCUGUCUGCCAGGGCUCGGGGCACAAAGAUUCAGCAAAAGAGCCUGUGCUUCCCGAGCGGGCAGCUACUUGUGACUUCCUCGUUUUCCCAGAGGCAGAACGCUGUGAAAAAUGCAAAACUACACAAAGGGCAUAGAGAGACUAUUCAGCACAUGGGGAUUGGUCUUAAAAUAAUACAUCUACUAUUUUCUGAUUUUUUUUUUUUUUUUUUUUUUUUUCUAUUCCAGCCCACUUGUAAGAUUAAAUAUCUUCCUACUCUAAUAUAAAAAUAUUAGAGCACCGUUUUUGUUUGUUUUUUUCUCAGAGAGAUGCCACCAUUACAUUGACUGCUGAAUCAAUUUUUGGUUACUUUAAUCCACAAAUUAUGAAUGACAUUACUUUCCACAUUAACUGUUGACCACUAAACAUAAAGAUGUUUUUUGACCCUAGAUUAUGUGACACAUGUUGGUACCCGCUCUGGCUAAGGAUGUACAUUGAAUCCUGGUCAUAUAAAUGGAGGUAGUGAAUGGGCAUGUUUUACACCAUUAAACACCGAUAUCAGUUUAACUGUACAUCUUGCCUUGCACUAAAGUUAUAAUAGUGCUUCACAUCCAUUUAGGUUUAAUUCCUCACACCAAUGAUAUCUGUACAUGUUUUAAUGCUUAUGUACUUCUCAGGGGGGAUUUUUCACAAUGCAUUAAUCAGAUGGAAGAUCCAUGUUUGUUAAAAGAUUUAAUAUUUACUGUAUUAUAUGGGGUGAGGCUGCUCUUUUGUUUUGGAUAGACAAUUUUGUACAUAGUACAAGUGGUGGCAGAGAAAUUAAAUCAAAUAUAGUGAGAAUGUUUUUAUAAACAUGUCUUUUGCUUUCCAGAAUUUCUGUUUUUCGUUCAUUACAAAACACUUUGAAUUUGUUUGAAUGUGCUUUCAUAUGAAUAAUCUGAAUUUCCGUUUAUUUAAUAAAUCAUUAUCUGUUGGAUAA